AUGUUCUACGAGAGCCACGACAAGGUCCUGGACGAGAUCUACCAGACCAUCGCCGAGGACCUGACGGAGUUCGGCAGGCCUUACCGCAUCGACCUGAUGGAGGUGUGCUGUCCGGAGGGCUCGAGCCUCAGCAAGGCCGUGCAGGACCAGGGAGGCAAAGUGUUCAGGUGCGGCCUCUUCAAUGGGAUCGACAUGGGAACAGCAACCGGGCUUCGACGCGCGCUUCACCUUCUCCGACGACCCCGACCGCGCCGCUUGGUUCUCAGCCCGCCAUGUACAGCAGACUGCCCUAUCCAGAAUCUCAACCAGAAGACAGCUCAGCAGAAGGUCACGUAUCUGGCGAAGGUGCGCAAGGCCCGACGGAUCCAGCGGAACUGCAAGAGCUUCUGGGAAGACUCGAAGAAGAUUCACGACUGCCACACCGAGCUCGAACAGCCAGCUUCCAGCCGAAGCUGGACCAGGUCGCCCUCGAUCAAGGCGAUGCGCGACCAGAUGCACGAGACGAUCAUCCAUGGCUGUGCGCAUGGACUUCGCGAAGCUCGUUCCGGCCUGCUGAUGAGGAAGGCAUGGCGCAUAUGCUCGACAGACCCGGAGUUCGGCGCUGAGCUCGGCAGGACGUGCUCCAACCGCCCUGGCAGGGGCGACAACCACACACACCGCCCCAUCGAGGACGGACAGGUGGUGGCCCAGACGGCCUUUUACCCACCAGCACUGUGUAAGGCCUGGGCAAAGCAUAUCCUGAAGACGAACACCAGCGCGAGGUACGGCAAGGAGAUCUUCACCAGCUUGGAACAGAUCCCAGAGGACGCUGAAGAGGAGAUGGAGGAGGCCCUCGACGAGGACCUCUUGCAGGAUAACCCCGAGGCCAUGGACGACGAGUCGGUCAUGAAGGGCCUGGGCAUCUCCGAGACACCGACCAAGAAGGAGGAGCUGGAGAUAGAGCAACGGCUGACGCGGCUCCACCGCAACCUCGGCCACCCGAGCAACAAGACGCUGUACAAGAUCCUCAAGGCAUCGGGAGCACCUCUCCAGGUCCUACGAGCAGCUCUUCGCCUCCAGUGUCACGCAUGCCAUGCGGGACAACUACCAAAAGCCGUCAGGGUCGCCUCGGGCAUCGAGUUGCCAGGCGUCCUAGAGGUGCUGGCCUCCGACGGGCUCGAGUGGCUCUCGCCGAAGCAGGACUCUUUCCUGAUGACGUUGAACAUCGACGAGGGAUCCGGGCUCACCAGUGUCACCUAUCAUGGACAGAAGGGAGAGCGCAAUGGCAACAGAUCGACUCAGGAGGUGAUUUCAACAUGGAAUGACUGGUGCGGACAUUACCGCCGCCCCAGCCUUCUCCGUCUGGACCCCGAAGGUUGUCAUCGUUCACAAGCAGUGGCCAGGUGGUGUUCGGACCGCGGCAUCGAGCUGUGGAUUGCCCCGGGCGAGGCCCACUGGCUGAUGGGCAAGGUCGAGAGGCGCAUCCAGCUUUUCAAGCGACUGAUGACGAAGCUGGCAACGCUGGACCCCGACUGCCCGGUCGAGGAGUUGGUGUCCUGGGCCGUGAGCGCGAUCAACAGCAUGGACAAGGUCGGCAACCACUCCCUGUUCGAGCACGUGAUGGGCGUCUCUGGGAUGCCGGCCUCGAGCAACCCGUUCGCCAUCAUUGACGGGGACACCGGGGAGACUCAGGAGCAGAGGCGCCUCCUCGCGCGCAAAAGCUUCCUGGAAGUAGAGUAUGCUGAGCGUCGUCGGCACGCCGAACAGGCCCGCAACCGGGUCUAUCAGACCUGGAAUCCGGGGGACCUCGUCUACUUCUGGCGCAAAGGGAAAGGCCUCGACCCUCGCCCUGGGAAGAAGGGCGGAUGGUACGGCCCUGCUCGUGUCCUUGCUCAGGAAAAACGACACGUGGACGGGCGCGCCCGUCCUACCUCGGUCAUCUGGAUCUCCCACGGGGGCGUGCUCAUCAGGUGCGCCCCGGAGCAGCUGCGCGUCGCCUCGGAGGCAGAGAAGAUGAUCGUCGAAUUGCAGCGGCAGAGCAACCUUGGCAAGACCAUGACGGAGAUCUUGGAGACAGCCAAGGGCGGUACUUAUGAAGACCUUCUCGGACAAAAUCCUCCAGACCUCCGAGAAUACGAGCCUCCACCGCAGCCGACGAUGGCGAUCCCCGCGACCGAGGGCCAGACUCUCGAGAACAACAGCGAGGCGGGACUCCCCUCAGGCGAGUCGAGACCUCGAUGGCGCAUGACACACCGCGGACCAGAGCUCGAUCUGCACGUACCGCCGGAGAAGCGACAGAAAGGCGCAGACGAGGAGAUGGCCGACGCGCUGUUCGACAGCAACCACCUGGUCGACCUCUUCAAGGACAAGCUGGACAUCACCCUCGGCAUCGACGAACAGCAGACCGUCUACUUCGAGUACUUGCAGGACGAGAAUACCACUCCAGACGGACGCCGAGGUUUGACGAGCCACAUCCUGGACAGCUUCGUCGUCAACCAGCGCCGGAAGGACAAGGUGGAGCUGACCUGGUCCAAGAUGAACGCCACCGAGCGUGAGGAGUUCGAGGCAGCCAUCGCCAAGGAGACGAACAACUGGGUCCAGCAUCAGGGACUCCGCGCUGUCCCGAUAUCUCGGGUCAAGGACGCGGCGGACGUCAUCCGGGCAAGGUGGCUCUUCACCCGCAAGUCCGAUGGGAAGGCGAAGGCCCGGCUCGUCCUCCUCGGCUACCAGACGAAGGACCUAGGACAGGAGCCGACAGCCAGCCCCACCGCGUCUCGGCGCGCCCGUCACGUGAUGCUAACAGUGGCCGCCGCGAACCGCUGGAAGCUCAUCAAGGGCGACGUCACCUCCGCCUUUCUGCAGGCCCACGACCUCGACAAGGACCUCUUCAUCGAGCCAGACGCCGUCCUCAGAAAGGCCUUCCACGUGCAGGAAGGGGAAAUCCUCCAGGUCGUGAAACCUGGAUAUGGGAUCGGCGAGGCGCCCCGGCACUGGUGGGAGACGGUCAAGCACGACUUUGCGAAACUUCGACUCCAAGCCUGCGAGUUGGAGCCCUGCCUCUGGAAAGCACGAUGUUCCAGGACGGGUAUGCUCAUCGGUAUGAUCAUGGCCCACGUCGACGACUUCAUCAUGGCAGGAGAUACCUCCCACCCUGAGUGGCAGGACAUGGUCAAGCAGAUCCGAGGGCUCUACAAGUGGGGCACCUGGGAGGACAUGAAUGACGGGCUCACCUCUCUCGAACAGUGCGGCGUCACCAUCGAGGAGAGCGAGCAGGGCUUCUUCCUCCACCAGAAGUCGUACAUCGACAAGAUCAAGGAGGUCAAGGCGGCCAGCGGCAGUAAGCAUCGGACCACCGACAGCCUCAAGGACUCUGACAAGACGGUGCUCAGGGCGUUCUGCGGCGAGAUCUACUGGCUUGGCGUGAAUACCAUGCCAUUUCUCUUAUCGUGGGUAGCCGACCUCCAGAUGAAGAUACCAGCAGGUACUCACAACCUCUUCACGGCCGCUAACAACAUCGUCAAGCUCGUCAAGCAGAGCCGCCACAUGGGGAUCAGGAUCUACCGGCACGCCCUGGACGACCUCGCCAUCUUCACCUGGUGCGACGCAGCCUGGGCCAGCCGCCCGGAUGGACACUCCCAGGGUGGUCACAUCACCGCUAUCUCCUCCAAGGCGGCCAUGGACGGGAAGCUCUCCGAGUUCACGGUCCUCGACUGGGGCUCCAAGAAGCUGCGCCGCGUGGCUCUGUCAAGCCUGGCGGCGGAGGUGCAGGAAGCCGGCGACGCCGAAGGCGAACAGAGCAUG
Prorocentrum cordatum is the source of this 3780-nucleotide messenger RNA. The record is from the annotation of a GenBank genome assembly. NCBI's taxonomy places the organism in Eukaryota, Dinophyceae, Prorocentrales, Prorocentraceae.